Messenger RNA from Megalobrama amblycephala (Wuchang bream), 8670 nucleotides. RefSeq names its product sickle tail protein homolog. The transcript has 20 exons. Lineage: Eukaryota; Metazoa; Chordata; Actinopteri; Cypriniformes; Xenocyprididae. Gene Ontology annotation, cellular component: cytoplasm. The record is from RefSeq and is a predicted model, not a curated record. The coding region runs from base 1978 to 7452 and encodes 1824 amino acids.
GAGCUUGGGGGCGGGGAGCGUGAGCAUUUAAAGGGGACACACACUGAAUCUGCGCAUUUUUUAUUACGCCCCAAAAUAGGCAGUUAAAACAUUGUAUAAUAAAAAAAUCUAUGGGGUAUUUUGAGCUGAAACUUCACAGACACAUUCUGGGGACACCUUAGACUUAUAUUACAUCUUGUGAAAUAGGGUUCUAGGGCACCUUUAAAACAGUUGUAAAUAGAUUGACCUCUCAUUCCGAACAGGUGGAGGUUUGUUUUAUAUUUCCCUCCCUUUGGCCGAAAGAAUCCAUUUUCAGUGUUUUGUGUCCAGCCGUUGUUGCCUGAGGUGAGAACUGAAGUCUGUGCCAUAUAUCACACUGACACAUUUUUGCUGUCAGGUCAUGCCCUAAAAUUUCCAUUUUCUGUUCUGUUUCACACUAAAGUCAGAAUGUUUUAGAAAAGUGACAGAAAAGUUUAGCACCGGCCAAAUUUUAAAGUGUAUGUUUCUGCUUUAACAUAACAAAUGUUUCUUUUAUAGCACAACCCGGGAUAAUUUAUACAUAACAUUUUUGGAUAUAUCAUUUUAUGAUAUGAAGAUUGCUUUAAAACAACAUGCUUUCUGUAAAAUGCACUCUUUUCACUUGUUUUGCCCAUACUCAUCCACUCAGUGGGUCUGUGGAAUGUUAUUUGGAUUGCCCCAGGGGGUAUUAAAGAGAAAAGGUGGGGGCAGGGACCGAACGCCUUCCCACAGCGGGUGAGGGAGUGUUGCGUGUUUACUCUGAUUGAAAACAAAAGGCUCCUCACCUGCCCUUAAAGACCUACACAGCAGAACAAUGGAGGUGAUUGACAGCUUCUCAAGAAUGAGAGUACUUGGCUGUAGAGUGUGAGUGCGAGUGUGUGAGUUUGUAACAGUGUGGGCGGAUAUGCACACAGAGAAAGACAGGGAGAGGGAGAGAGAGAGGAAUUUUGAUUGGUUUAGUGCCCAGUCAUCCAUACACUUGACCAACCGUAUCUUAUUUGUAUAGUCAAUCAUUUGCUUUUACAAUACUUCACACAAACAUAUUAUUAUAAAAUAAUUGCACAGAUCAUGUCUUGUUUUAAAGGUGGGGAUUGUAAAUAAGUAUUUGAACUGGUCAAUGCUGCAUUAAUCAGGCCAUGAUGCAUUAUGUGUCAUAUGACCUGUUGUCUUUAUUUUGUAUGGGCGUUCUGUAGCUGACACAUUGCUGACCAUUGAACACUAUCAGCAGGGAUGUGCUGAAUUGCACAACAACACAAGGAGUUUAGUAUUUAGUUUAGUUGUGUAAGCCUUCACCUGUCCUCCACCUCACACUAAAUCAAAAGUAGGAGAGCCCGGGAAGUGUUGCAUCAUGUGUUGUUUAAACAUGGGUAGUAUUUAAGCGUUUUUUUGGACUAUUUGUUUCAAACCUUAAUAUGAUAUUAUUAAUGAAAGUAGUUGAAAUCUAGUUGAGUAGUUGAAAUCAACCCAUUCAGUAGUGCUGAAUGGGUUGUAACUCUAAUAAAAACAUAGGUGUUUUAAAUUAAUUUUGUUAAUCACAUUUAGUUGUUCAAAGUAAUUGUCCUAUUUGUGUGAUGAUCCGCCAGGUAUUUUGGGUGGCGAGUUAUAGGGAUUUGAAGUCACCAUAGUAAUGUGUGAUGUAAGAACAGGCUUGGCUCGGUUUACAAGUAGGUGAGCGCGCAGAGAGCUGCUGGGGUAAAGCGCGUAGAGGAGGGGCGCGCGACACACACACUCAAACACUCGCUCUCGGGCACUACAUUGCGCGAACUGUACUUUCUCCAGGAAUAGGGAUCUAAUAGGGAUACUAGUAUUCAACGUCCUUCCAAAUCAUGGGAUUAAUGAGAAUGAGUCUCAACUGAGGACGAUUGUUUGUUGAAUAAGAACCGGAGCUCUAAGCAGAGUGUGGUGUGUUCGAGUCCAGUUCCUGUGUUUGUGGAUCAAGUGGAGCACGACUCGCUCGUCUCUCUAGAUGCUCUGGAGGUCAUGUCUGAGUGUGACAUGCCCAUCGCCUUCACCCGAGGCUCCCGGUCUCGAGCCAGUCUUCCUGUGGUCCGCUCUACUAACCAGACCAAGGAUCGCUCACUAGGGGUGUUGUAUCUGCAGUAUGGAGACGACACAAAGCAGAUCCGCAUGCCUAAUGAGAUAACGAGUGUAGAUACAGUCAGAGCUCUGUUCGUUAGUGCCUUCCCUCAUCAGCUCAACAUGAAGAUGCUGGAGUCGCCCAGCACCGCCAUCUACGUGAAAGAUGAGACCAGGAACGUGUACUAUGAACUCACUGAUGUCAGGAACAUUACAGAUCACUCCUGCCUGAAGGUGUACCACAAAGACCCAGCGCACGCCUUCAGCCAUGGAGCCCGGCCAAGCAAUGGAGAUGCAAGGGUUCACAGGGAGAUGAUGUAUGCUGGACGGGAUGGUCAUCCUCUCCGGCAGCCCCCGAUGGGUCCUCCUCCACCCCACAUGCAGGGCUCCAUGUCCCCUACCACACCUCAUGCAUUGCCCCCCUCCCCAUCUCGUAUCCCCUUCGGUCCACGCACCUCAGGCGGUGGGGUUGCCACAAUGCCACGUGAGCGAGCCGGACACACACUCCCAGCACCCGCCCGAGCAUCCUCCCCCUGCCCGAGCGCUAUCCUCGAGCGGCGUGACGUCAAACCGGACGAGGAUGUAGCUGCCAAGAGCAUGUCGCUGCCCUCCCGAGCCGAAAGUCAUUAUGCUGACCCUUAUAUGUUACAUCAUCAGGCCCUGCCCCCUGAUGCAGUAGACCACGCCUACCACCGUGCCACCAUACGCUCUUACAGUAACCCCGGCGUUCCCAUGGAGCCCAUGGACCAUCAUUCACUCUUCCGACAGAAAAGUAGGAAGUACACGGAUAGCCAGCUUCCCAUGCUCGGCUCCAAAACCCCGCCCUCUUCCCCACACCGGAUGGGCGAGAUGCGAAUGAUGGACAUUCACACAGGCCAACCGCAGAGUUCCAUGACUCUGGAGAGGGCCUCACCUGUCAGACAAUCAUUUAGGAAGGAGGCCCCUGUCACAAUGGAUACCAUGGUAAAGACAAGGGGUGGCAUGGGGUCCCCGGCCACUCCGGAUCUUCAGGUUCACAAUCCUCUGGCCCCGUCGACAGACCCUCAGACACGAGAGAGAAUGAAGGCCAUGGAGGAGCAAAUAGCCAGUCUGACUGGUCUUGUGCAGCACGCUCUCUUAAAGAGCCACAGCACUAACAGCAACAAGGAACACCCCAGUGAGAAACCUGUAAAGUCCGGAUCACCGGCUCACAGCACAUCUAGCACAGGAGGUUCUCCAGUAUUACCACCAAAACUUGCUGCAGCACCUCCUGAGCAUAGCCCCGCCCCUACACCGCCACUAGGCCCCGCCCCCUUGCAUGUUAACCUUCACCUGUUCAGGAGGAAUGUCUCUGAGCUCCGCCUCCAACUGCAACAUAUCAGACAACUACAGCUUCAGAAUCAGGAGUGUGUGCGUGCUCAGAUAAAGCAUGCAGAGCAAGAGAUCAGUGUGAAGCUGGCUGAAAUACUGAGACGACAAGACGAUCCGACACAGAAACAGAGGACGCUGGUAGAGGAAGAGAGACACCGAUAUCUCAGCAUGCAGGAAAGAGUUCUCACACAGCUGGGGGAUCUGGAGCAGUAUGUGGAGGCUCUGAGGACUGACUCCAGCCCUGCCGUGUCUCAGAGAGCCGUGACGCUGAAGGAGGUAGAGGAGGGAGCUGUCAGCCUGAGGAAAGUGGGCGAGAACCUGGCUGGACUGAAAGGAGAGUUUCCAGCCCUUCAGGCCCACAUGCGAGCAGUGCUCAGGGUGGAGGUGGAGGCUGUAAAGUUCCUAAAAGAAGAGCCCCACAAACUCGACAGCAUGCUGAAGAGAGUCCGAACCCUCACGGACACACUCGGAAACCUUCGCAGGUACAAACAGAGAGAGUGUGCCACAGAUAGUCUGCUGAAUCCCUCUGACCCUGUUCCCUCAACCCCAGCCUCUGAAAAAGCAGAAUCGGCCAUCGUUGAAUCCUUUGAGCCUGCCUCGGUCAUACCUCAGAGCUCCAUAGUGAGAUCAGAGGUUAUGUCGUCAAGCCCUAUGGUGAUCCACCAUGCCCAGGCCUCUCCUGUAGCCUCACAACAAUCCCUGAAAUCCACAGCACCUUCACCCAUUCCCCCUGCAGCACAGAGACGAGAGUCUACACCUUCACCUACCAAACAGCUCAAAAAACCUUCACUUGAGCAGACACAAAUACCAAAUACCAGCAGUAAUGGAGUCUCUGCUAAUGACAUUCAUAGUAAAGGUCCUUCUCCAAACUUGUUAAUUGAGGAGAUCCAAGCAAGCCACAGCAAGAACAUGAACAGGGCUGUGUCAAUAGAGGCUGCAGAGAAAGGAUGGGAGGAGAAGAGGCAGAACAUUGGUCAUUAUGAUGGGCAGGAGUUUGAACGGAUGCUCCAGGAAGCAGAAGCCAACAUGCUGAGAGGAAUACCAAACCUUGAGGUGCCCAGCAAACUUGAGGGCUCUCCUGCUCCUCCUGCCUCCCUGGAGGAGGUGAUAGAAAAAAAUGAACCUAUAGCAGCCCCAACAGAACAAGAUGACAAUCAGCCAAACUCUGAGAAACCUACUAAGACUGCUCCAGAGAAACCUCCCAAACCUCUAGAGAAGGCAGUUAAGUCAGCCUUGGAGAGACCUAUUAAGCCCAGCCUAUCCAUCAAAUCCAACCUAGAAAGACAGAAUAAGACUCAGGAAAAAGUUAAGCUUCAGACCACAGAGAAAGCCAACAAGUCCCCUCCUCCACCCCCACCUCGACGAAACUACACCACCAACACUGGGAUGACCACCACCCGCUCUGGAGAAGUCAUUUACACCAGCAGGAAGGAGUCUGUUACGGAGGGUGAAGAGGAGUCCAACAGUACAGCGUCUCAGUCUGAACCAAAAACCCCUCCAGAGGCGAAGCACAAACCCAUUACUCCUCCUCCUAUCGCUGCCUCGGCCAUCACUGAGGAAGAGGAUGAGGGAGACAAAAUUAUGGCAGAGCUACAGGUUUUCCAGAAGUGCUCUGUUAAGGAGGUAGGGCUCAAGGGUUUGGUAGAGCCACAGAUCAGAGAGCUAAGACCUGGGGUCUUACUGCCCCUUAAAGAUAAGAAGAAUACAGAAAACCAAGACGACAAGAAUCCUGACACAGACGAGAAUGGCAACAAUACAAUUCGUCAGAGUCCUGGGGUCAUCUACUAUGUCACAGCUCAGAUCUCCAAGGGGACUUCAUCAGCGUCAGAGGAAUCAACAGAACGUAGAGAUGCAUCACAGUCUCCCCCAUCACAGGUGUCACAUGUCAAUGCUUCUGACCAAUCCCAAAGCCAGCUGCAGGUAUCCACUAACAAAUUUGGUGCCCUCAAAAGUAGCGGCCCAGCCAGCUCUUCUAGUUCUCUGCACCAAAAUCAGCUGUCUCGUUCAGCCUCUUUGAAGUCAAAUCCACCCUCUCCAUUGGAAGAACUUCCAGGUAGCCCAACCCAAGGGAAAGUUCAUGUGGUCAAAGCUGCUCAAGUGCAGGUUAGCAUAGAGGAGAGGGUAGAGUCUCCAACAUCAAUUUGCUCACCAGUCUCCUUUGGAGACACUGAACACAGUGUUUCUAAAGCAAUUCAUGUUGGGCCAGAUUUAGCGAAUCAGAAGCUUCUGUUUGGUUCAUCCAAGGCAAAGGAAAGGAAAUUUGAGGAAAUUGAGGAAAAUGAUGAGGCCUUUCUCAGUCCUGAUCUGCCAGGAGAAGAGCCACCUCCACCUCCUCCUGAUAACUUUGCCUUCAUGAUCACUAACACCAAGGUACAAGCCCUCUCCACUGGAGAGUACCAUCAGCUUGUCAAUGCUAAGAAAGGUAGUGUGCAGACGGUAACUGUUGGCAACAAACGACCAAGUGCUUCUGACAGUGGCUCAGCAUCACGAGUGGAUGCCAAUACCAAUGGCCCCCCUGGUGCUGACAAAAAGCCAGUUAUCAUCAUCUUUGAUGAGCCAAUGGACAUCCGCUCAGCUUACAAACGUCUCUCUACCGUCUUUGAAUGUGAGGAGGAGCUAGAGCGGAUGCUUGCAGAAGAAAGAAUAGAUGAGGAGAGUGAGGAAACCGAGGAAGAAGAAUGGACUAGAGGAGUGCAGGUCAAACACAAUGGAGAUGGUAGAGAUUCUGGAAAUGUUACUGGUUCAAAUUCUUCUGCAGAUGUCACAGAUGGUCAAGUCAUUAACUCUUUAUCAUCCUCAUCUUUAUCUGAGGGAGGGGCAUUAGUAGAUGUAGACAGUGAUGCAAAGCAAGAUGGAAAGAAGAAGUUCAAGUUUAAGUUCCCCAAGAAACAGUUUGCAGCAUUAACACAAGCCAUUCGCGCUGGAAGUAAAACGGGCAAAAAGACUUUGCAGGUUGUUGUCUAUGAGGAUGAGGAAGAAUCAGACGGAACAGUCAGACAACACAAAGAGACCAAGAGGUUUGAAAUUGCUUGCUCCAAAACAGAGUCCUCAAAAUCAAAUAAACAGGAACCUAAUGGACGAACUGACGAGAUUCGUAAGAGUACCUACAAAACCCUUGACAGUCUAGAGCAAACAAUAAAGCAGCUUGAAAGCACAAUUUGCGAAAUGGGUCCGAAGUCUUCGGAAGACCCAGAAAGCUUGGUGAACCCUGAAACUCAGGACAAGAGUUCAGGGCACUCAGAGAAAGGACUUUCUCCCAAAACCUUUGUUUCUAGGUCGACUUCUGCCAGUAAAGUUCCUGGUCUCCGAAAAAAGACCAAACCACAGCUCCUUCCCCGACCUGCCAUCAUACCAACUACAGGGGUCUCAGUCACACCAGUUCCCACUCAACAGAAUGCCAGCGUGGUCUCACCUACUAGUCGGAUGCCGGUGCCUGUUUCUGCCAAGGCGCGGCAGCAACCGGGCACCUCUGACAAAGAGAGGGCAACAAAACCGCAAAAGCUACAGGACUCUCAGAGGCAGUUCCGCCAGGCUAAUGGAAGUGCUAAAAGAUCUGGAGGAGAUCCCAAAUCCACUUCUCCUACUGUGCCUGCUUCUAAAAUUCCUGCUUUUUCCUCUAGUACGGGAAAAGGCUUGUCCCAGUCAGAUUCUACUAAUAUUGUUAAUUCUUCUCCUUUAUCUUCCUCCCUUCCCGCUAGCAAAUCUUCUAUCCCUCCUCCUCGAUCCAAUUCCACCCCCUCAUCUCAUAUCCCCUCCCUUUCUAAUGGUUCUUUGAAAUUUGCCCCUCCCACUCACAGCACUAAAGGCCUCUCUAUUCCCAUGCAGACACAAAAUGGUCGACCUUCCACCUCUUCUUCCUCUUCCUCUUCCUGUUCCCACUCCCCUUUGUCCCCGACUAUGUUGAAUCAGAGUGCGAAGAGUAUCCGUACCAUUCACACACCCAGCUUCACCAGCUACAGUCGGCCGCACAAUGGGAGUGCCGGUAAAUCAGCUAUCCCAACAGUAACUGUCGCUAAGGAUGCUGCGUAAAUUGCUUUGCUGCUUUGCAACCAUUUGUUUAUCUCUUAAUGAGGUGAAGUCACUCCUGAUUUACUUCGAUUCACUUUUUAAGUUGUUUUUGUGAUUUUAUUUGUUUGAACAGAAAAUAUUGUUACAUCGGAGUGAAAUUUGUUUUGGUAUGACUUUGGCUAUUGCAUGUUAUUAUUUUCUCUGUUCAGUUGAAUGGCCAGCCUCAAUUAUUCAGUGUUUUAAACUUGAAUCUCUGCAAAUCAUAGACAUAUAAAAAGAUAAACUGUUUUAUUUUAAAAAGUAAAAAGUUUCAUUGCGGAGAGCAGGCUCUUGAUCAAGGUUUUUACAGAGCACUUCAUUUGAAAAGAAUAUUUAUUUUUCAUACAAGUUGAAGAGAGGCUAAUAAGUAUUAAAGUUAACAUAGUAAAAAGUAUGUAAACAAUGUUUUGGUUAUUAACAUCCUCUAAAUGAUUGUAGAUGACUGCAUAUGCAUUUUUUAAUAAACUGACAGACAUUGGUUGUAGCCACAAGUGAAAAAGUACUGUAAGUAUACUAACCAUUUACACAAAUUGUCAAACAUUGUCUGUUUUUUUUUGUUUGUUUGUUUUUUUCUUACAUGCACUGCCAAUGUCUUUAAGAUUUAUUGUUAUAAAUUGACAACAGUUUUGCAAUGAACAGUUGUCUGUCUAUUCAGUAGUUGUGCCUGUUUGCCAAAGUUUGUAAUUCACUUCCUUACAAAUGACUAUAUAUACUGUGUUAGACACUAUGUACAUUUAGGAUAGGUUAUAUCUGGCUUAACCUACCUAUGUCAAAAAAUUCUUGAUUUAGGCCAUGCAGUCUAUGGCUCUUAAAUUAAUGAGUACUGAUAUCUAAAUGUAAACUAAAAAUUGUAGUGAUUGAUAAAAUCGCUCUCUACUUCACAUGUAUAUACUGUAACAUCUCUAUUUCAGAGAUUGUCUUUAGUUUUGUUAACAUAUUGUACCAAAGUUUAUUUCUAUGCAUGCCUAUACAAAAUUGUAGAGAGAGAGAAUGUAAUAGAAGAAAAUCAUGCUUGCACAGACAGAUUUUGUAAAUAAAUAUGUUUUCUUUGGUUUUGUAUAGCUUUAAUUGCAGAAGCAAUCUGUGUAAAAGUGUAGGUAUUAAAACAAAGUUCUGCAUGCUUGUCGUUUACAUGGCCUCUCGGCUAUGGUUUCUCCACUUCAACACUGCAAGUCCUUCUAUUAAACAUUUUGGCAGAUA